UGGUUGCCCAUUAUUGUUGGGCCCUUGGCCAUGAGGAAGUACAGACUGACCCCUGGCUUCAGCUUCAGGUACAACAUCACCCAAAACCCCACCAUCUACAACGUCUUUGCCACCGCCGCCUUCAGAUACGGCCACUCCACCAUUCCACGUUUCCUUACCCUCGGAGAUCGACAUGUACCAAUAGAACAGCUCUUCAACAGACCUUCUGAAGUCAUCAAAGAUUUGGACACCGUGCUGAAGGCUAUCCUCAAGGACAGACAUCAGGAGGUUAACCGCUUCAUCAACAGUGGGAUGACUGAGCAUUUGUUUGAGACGUCGGGCAAUAACGGCUUUGACAUCGUGUCCUUAAACAUUCAGAGAGGUCGUGACCAUGGCCUGCCAUCAUACAACAACUUCCGCAAGGCAUGCCAGCUAUCGGAAGUGACUUCAUUUGAUGACAGUGUAUUUGGUAAAGCAGGACCUGCUUUGAAAAGUGUAUACAGUUCCCCUGAUGACAUCGACAUAUUUACCGGUGCAGUAGCUGAACAACACUUGCAUGGCGGUGCAGUGGGCCCACUCCUCGCUUGUCUGAUUGGUCAACAGUUUCAUGAUCUGAAAUAUGGCGACUCAUUCUGGUUCGAAACAUCUCAUCCAAGAAAGGGCUUUACAUCAGGACAACUGUCUGAGAUCCGACGAAUGCGCUUUGCCAAAAUUCUUUGUAGGAAUUCAGGAGUGAAGUCCAUCCAAAGAGAUCCUUUUACAGUGUACUCAAAAGAAAGCAAUCCCAUGAUACCCUGCAACGAUCUUCCAACAAUCGAUUUAACCAAAUGGCGGAGAUGAGAAGUUGCUUGGCCUGCCCUUAGGUUCAACAAUGAACCCGAUUACUUGAAACAUAAGAUUUUUUGCAUGUGAGGUGUUCCAACACGUAUAUCCCACACUACUGGUCGUGGUUUGUAAGAUGCAUAAAUCACAGAGUACAUUA
This is a messenger RNA of Haliotis rufescens (red abalone), 961 nucleotides long. Its product is annotated as peroxidase-like protein 3. Gene Ontology annotation, biological process: response to oxidative stress. The record is from RefSeq and is a predicted model, not a curated record. NCBI's taxonomy places the organism in Eukaryota, Metazoa, Mollusca, Gastropoda, Lepetellida, Haliotidae. Gene Ontology annotation, molecular function: peroxidase activity; heme binding. The coding region runs from base 31 to 819 and encodes 262 amino acids. The transcript is spliced from 4 exons.